AUUGUGAAUGUGAUCACCACUUGUAUUAAAGUAUUAUUUCACACCAUAUUAUUCUAUCUGUUCCUCGCAUUCGCGCCGAUUCUGUUAGACAUUGAGCCAAAUUCUUUUAACAUUACAUUACCGGAAACAUUUGACGGCCCGCUCACAGCCAACAAUAAACUUUCCGAAGCCGACCACUUGUUUGUCAAUGAAAUUGUAGGGCCAGAGUCUUUAGCCGUAUGGAAAGGCGAUGUCUAUACGGGUGUAUCCGACGGACGAAUCAUUCGCAUCAGAAAAGAUAGGUAUAAAACUGUGGCUCAAUUUGGAAACCCAGAGAAAUGCGCGAAUCCAUGGGAAAUGGGAAAAUGCGGCCGACCUUUAGGUAAAGUUAAGAGAAUAUUGACGUCUAAGCGACCGAUCGCUGAUUUGAGACCAAAAUUCUUGGAUGACUUAGUCAUCAAUGAAGAAGAAAAUGCCAUCUAUUUUACAGAUGCGAGCAAACGAUGGGAUUUGGAGAAUGUAUUUUAUACGGUCGGAGAGCACGACGAGAGCGGAAGAGUUAUUAGGUUUGACUUAAAGACUAGAAAUUCGACAGUUAUUAUGAAAUCUCUUGGAUUUCCAAACGGAAUUGAAUUAAACGACGACAAGACAGCGCUUCUGGUUUGCGAAUUCAAUAACAGAAGAAUUAUGAAACACUUCAUCGAUGGCGACCGAAGAGGACAAACAGAUAUCUUCUCAUUCAACCUUCCGGGAGAACCCGAUAAGUAG
Molecule: messenger RNA, 747 nt
Organism: Medioppia subpectinata
Lineage: Eukaryota; Metazoa; Arthropoda; Arachnida; Sarcoptiformes; Oppiidae
Source: the annotation of a GenBank genome assembly